Molecule: messenger RNA, 1711 nt
Organism: Beta vulgaris subsp. vulgaris (sugar beet)
Lineage: Eukaryota; Viridiplantae; Streptophyta; Magnoliopsida; Caryophyllales; Amaranthaceae
Product: autophagy-related protein 18a
Exons: 4
Coding region: 143-1489 (448 amino acids)
Biological process (GO): protein localization to phagophore assembly site; nucleophagy; autophagy of mitochondrion
Cellular component (GO): phagophore assembly site membrane; extrinsic component of membrane; cytosol
Molecular function (GO): phosphatidylinositol-3-phosphate binding; phosphatidylinositol-3,5-bisphosphate binding; protein binding
Source: RefSeq, a predicted model, not a curated record
AAAGCAAGUAUGUGAAAAAUUAGACCUAAACUUUUACAGUUCAACUAUCUAUAAAACUCGAAAAAAAAAGUCAUCAGAUAGGUUCUUCCUAAUAUAGAACUUUUAGCAUCAAAUUCAUCAUCUGAGUUCUGAAGCAUCAACAAUGGCGACCGUAUCAGCUUGGCCGAACAAUCCAAACACUAACCCUAGCCCUAAUUCUUCAUCUUCUUCUCCCCCUUCUUCUUUUCUCUCCGUUGUAGAGCCCAAUCAUCAAUCUACACCUUCAUCACCGCCAACCUCCAUGUCUCAGCAAUCUGAACACCUCUACUUCGACUCAAAUUCGGAAGAAAUUGAUUCUCUCUCUCCUCCGCUUCCUCCUCCUUCUCUUCCCCCAAUUCGUACUUCUCUCUCUGAAAACCCUAACCCUAAUUCGGCGUCUUCGCAACAACCCCCUACUCUUCUCCAUGUUUCGUUUAAUCAAGAUUCUGGGUGUUUUUCCUCUGGUACAGAUCGGGGGUUUCGAAUUUACAAUUGCGAUCCGUUUCGAGAGAUUUUUCGGCGAGAUUUCGAUCGAGGUGGAGGUAUUGGGAAGGUGGAGAUGUUAUACCGGUGUAAUAUUCUUGCUUUAGUUGGUGGAGGACCUGACCCUCAGUACCCUGUAAAUAAGGUGAUGAUAUGGGAUGAUCAUCAGAGCAGGUGUAUUGGGGAAUUGUCGUUUCGGUCCGAGGUUCGUGGGGUUCGGCUUCGUCGUGAUCGAAUUGUGGUGGUUUUGGAGCAGAAGGUGUUUGUUUAUAAUUUUGCUGAUUUAAAGCUGUUGCAUCAGAUUGAGACCAGUGCUAAUCCAAAGGGGUUGUGUGAGGUUUCGCAGUCGGCAGGGAAAUUGGUGUUGGUGUGUCCUGGAUUGAGAAAGGGUCAAGUUAGGGUUGAGCAUUAUGCUUCUAGAAAGACUAAGUUUAUUAUGGCUCAUGAUUCGAGGAUUGCCUGCUUUGCUUUAACACAGGAUGGAGGUCUUUUGGCUACUGCGAGCUCGAAGGGGACGCUUGUGAGGGUGUAUAACACUUUUGAUGGUACAUUGCUUCAGGAGGUAAGAAGAGGUGCAGAUAGAGCAGAGAUAUACAGUUUGGCUUUCUCUACAACUGCUCAGUGGUUAGCUGUUUCAAGUGACAAGGGCACUGUACAUGUUUUCAGCUUGAAAGUAAAUUCAGGUGUCCCAGUAAUUGACAAUCAAAAUCCUCCUCCUGAAAGCAAUGCUGCUGGUGCACCAGCUGGUUCAUCUCUUUCUUUUAUUAAAGGAGUGUUGCCUAGGUAUUUCAAUUCAGAAUGGUCAGUUGCUCAAUUUCGUUUGCUUGAAGGAAAUCAGUAUAUUGUUGCAUUUGGGCAUCAAAAGAAUACAGUGGUAAUUCUUGGCAUGGAUGGAAGUUUCUACCGAUGCAUGUUUAAUCCUGCGAAGGGUGGAGAGAUGACCCAACUGGAAUAUAACAACUUUCUAAAGCCAGAGGAACCCUUCUAACAGGAGGAGCACAGGAGAUAAAGAACAUAGCACUCCCCUUGACUUUUCUCCCUUUUGAUGUAUAUUGUUUAUGAUUUUCUUUCACCAUUUUGAUGUAUUGAUAAUCCUUCUGAGACGUACUCUCAGCAUGUUUAUGUUGUAAAUAUUGGGUUAAUGAUCAUUAUAACUGGAUGUUAUCUAAUUGAUAAGAUGUGAUAUAUGAAGAUGUUUAUUUACAUUUUA